AUGUCGCGUGCAUACCGCGGCGAUGCAUGCACAAGGGUGGCAGGCUGCAGGCUGCAGCGCUCUCCAGGCAGCUGUGCUCUGGUGGCUGCGGUGGCCACGGGGGCAGCCGUGCCCACUUUCGCAGCAGUAACAGGGGCGAGGGUGACUCCAGCCCGGCUUCCAGCUGCAGCGGCGGCUGAGCCUCUGCAUCGAAGCGGAGGUCUUGCAGUGGUUGCGGCUUCUGCUGCUGCAGCAAUGAUAGCCAUGCGUCGCAGUCAGGUGGCAAAUCCCGUUCGGCUACGAGCAGUACCGAACACUCUCGCAGCACCCAUCACAGGCCACCCGGCGCACGUCGUUCUGCGACCCGGUCUCGGAGAUGUGGUGAAGCGGCUCUACAGUAGUUUUAACAAAUGCGACGCGAACGGCACUGCCGAUUGCUUCACAGAGGACGUCGUUUACGAGGAUUUACUUCUCGGCAACUCCACGAUCGUCCAGUCGCGAGAGGAAUUUCGAGAACUGAUUCGGACACACCCGGUCUUCGUGACCGCGCAGGCAUGUGCCCUCCUGGGCCUGCCUCCAUUGGACUGCAAGGUGGAGGUCGACAGCAUCUCCGAGGACACGACCCGCAACACAGUGGGAGUGGAGUGGCACGUUGAAGUCAGCGGCCAACCGUUGCUGCUGGGAAGGGGCUUGAGCUUCAUGAAGAUCUGCCCGAAAACAGGUCUCAUUGCAAAGGCGACGGACAUCGCAGAGGCUCCCUGGCGUGCCAUCGGCCUCUUUUUGGCUCCGUUUGCGCGGAGUAUUCGGGACAUUUCGCGGCUACUGCGAGACUGGAGCUUUUCAUCUGUCAUUGCAGUGGUACUGUGCGCGGUCCUCUUCCUCGACAGGUCUUCACUGGAUAUGCUGCGCGAUGACAUCGACACGAUAGACGACUUCCGGAAUCAGCUCGAUCAGUCCUUAUCGCCGUCUGCGCAUGCAGAUCUCAAAGCCUUGCUGGCAGAGGUCGUCGCAGGUGAGAAGUUCUGA
This is a messenger RNA of Symbiodinium sp. CCMP2592, 1005 nucleotides long. NCBI's taxonomy places the organism in Eukaryota, Dinophyceae, Suessiales, Symbiodiniaceae. The record is from the annotation of a GenBank genome assembly.